This is a messenger RNA of Capsaspora owczarzaki ATCC 30864, 1656 nucleotides long. RefSeq lists its product as hypothetical. The transcript is spliced from 4 exons. The record is from RefSeq and is a predicted model, not a curated record. The coding region runs from base 1 to 1656 and encodes 551 amino acids. Lineage: Eukaryota; Filasterea; Ministeriida; Capsasporidae.
AUGGCAUUCAAGUCGUCGGAAUGCUCGCUGCAUCCUGAACACGCCGUGGCCUGGCGUAUGCUCGCCGAUGAUGUGCGGCUUUUGGGUGAUCGAAUGAACAGGUUCCGCCUGACCCUCUCUGGCUCAUUCGCCGUAGCAACCACCAUUCACUACAUCCGCCAAGACUUUAUCCGGCUCAAAAACCUGCCUUCGAACACGGUCGUACCGGUCGUCGUCACUCUUGAUGAAGUGAGCAUGCUGCUUGGACAAACAGUCGACGAGAAAUUCGACCGCGAGUUUAGCACGUUGCCGCAAUGGCGCCAAGAACGUCGGUUCAUCAAAUGGGCUAUCGCGCCACUGCGAGAAUUGUCGAAUUCAGGCGGGAAGGUUACUUUAUUUAUGAGUGGGACGCGUCCUUUUGCGCUGAGCGACGCUGUCCAGGUGGACAUGUCCGACAAAGUCACCGGGAGCAGGUUUUUCGCUUGGUUGAUCGAGAUGCCACGUCUCUCUGGCGCUGCCUCGGCUCAGCUGGCGACCCGCCGUAACAACAACGCAGCUUGGCAUCGAGAUGUUUGGACGACGCUGUUGCUCCAGCGAGCACUGGGCAUUCCUCGCCAAAUUAACAACAUUUUCACGACCGACAACCGUUCCAUGCCGAUCACGAUUGAUCCCAAGUCUUUGAUUGCUUUUGUUCGAGCCAUUGCUUUCAAGUCGACUCUUGACGAUUGGGCAGAUGCUCGGAUUGACAGGUUGGUGGAUCUUGGACUCUGCUUUUGGACCUCACUCUCUCAGUAUUCCUUCUCUCAGCAACUGAUGCUAAACCUGCACUUUCUCGACCUUGUCAAACUCGAUGAUGACCAGUGCGCGUAUGGCCACAUCGCCAGCAAACUGCUCACUGAACUGCAAACAAUCGGGAAGAUGAGUCAGCCGGAGACUGUUAAUGACAAUGCGGUCUCUCUUCCCUCGCACAACUGGGAGCAAAUUGUGCCGCGCUUGCUCAACCUGCGCCUGCUUGUGGAGCUGUGCGAUGCGUGCGCCAAAACCAAGGGCGCACCACAGGCUGCCGAUCUGACACUACCUCUUCCCACACUGUUUGAAGGCGCCGUCUUGAGCGACGACUUGCAGUCAGUCAUGGUCGUUUUGCGACAGUUUGAGCGAGCGGUCGAUUCGAUUCCAGAUGGGUUUUCCUUGACCCGCGUCAACGAGGAGUUCAGCGAUUUGAAUGCCAGCUUUGUGUCGGUCAAUGGUUCGGACACAAUGUCCAAGCCGGUCGCGUCUGGCAACCUCGACGACAGAUCUUGGCACGUCUCGCGCAAUGAACUGGGCGACUUCUUGUGCGGUCUUAAGCCUGUUUUUGAUGUCUGGCUGAACUUUGCAAAAACAACGAAACAAACUGUCGCAGCGCUCUCGUUGUACAACCCGAAUUUGUCGGACGUGCCUGCUCUUACCAACCAAUUCUACAACAGCAAGCUGACACAAGCUGAAGCUCGCGAUUUGGCGCAGCGGUUUUUCGACAAGCGCAGCGCAGACAAAACGGCUUAUUUCGACAACCACGCGAAGCUCCACCAGUUUCUGAAAGACAUUGACCCCGGUCUUGCUGCGAAACUCUCCCCUCCGGAUCUCACCUGGUACUUUGACGAACAGCCACCUGUGACAAGCCCGAUCAAUCCGUACUGA